Molecule: messenger RNA, 7146 nt
Organism: Tetrahymena thermophila SB210
Lineage: Eukaryota; Ciliophora; Oligohymenophorea; Hymenostomatida; Tetrahymenidae
Exons: 6
Source: RefSeq, a predicted model, not a curated record
AUGAAGAAAACGGAGCAGCAUAUCCGUAGUUUGCUAGAAAAAACAAUUGACUUAGAUGAGUUAGAGAUUGAAAUUAACAAGAUCAAGCCUCGCUUUUCUCAGAUUGAUGAAGAACUUGUUUAAUAGAUUUAAUAAAAAUAUAAUGAUGGUAGAGAAAUCCAAUAAAGUUGCAGAAAUAUCAUCCAAAGUGCUCUUGAGAAUGAGUUUACAGAGGAGGGUAUUAAGACAAUUGAAGUCUUUAUUAAGGAUGCCAAAAAACUCAAUUUGGAUUUACCUGAAUUCCACCGCCUUGAAACUGUAAAGCUCAUUCCUAAAUGGGUCAAUCGCUUGCACACUAUUGUUUGCGAUACUUUCGGUGCAAAUAGAUCUGCAUCUAAAGAAGGAAAUACCCAGUCUUAAUAAAACUCACAAGGAGGUUCUGGAAAUAAAAAAGAACCUAAGAUUAAAAAGUAAAAGCCUCUCCGCACCUUAAGAUAGGAAAUUAUGAAAGGUCUUGAUAAUUUAGAGCCUUCAAAGAUGACUCCUUAGCUAAAAUAAGACUUGAUCGAUGCUCUGAGCAAGAAUAUGCCUUAAGUGCUAGAUGAGGAAUUGAAUAAACUGCUUUAAAAGGUCCAACUAAUUUUGUGGAUCAAGGAUGCUUAUGAUUUGUUGGGAAAAGAGUCAAUCGCUUUAGCUGAUUUAGUUUUGUUAAAAGAUAACCCUAUAAAAAUCGAUACUUCUUUUAAACACUUAAAGUUUAAAUAAGCUACAUACCACAAGCAAAUAGUAGACUUAAUUAGCUAGCAAGAAACUUGGAUGAGCAAGGCUACUCAAAUCGAAACAAAGUAUCCCAUGGAGGAAAUCAAUUCAGACAGAAGCAAAUUUGAGCAAUUCAAAAAGGCUGUUGAUACACUUAAAAAAGGAAUGAAUGCUAAAAUUGAAAAAAUUACUGAAGUGAAAGACAAGUUCACUGUAAUUUAAUAGCAAUAGCUUUAAAUUGAAUGGGCUGUCGAAUGUGGUGAAUUUUUGAGAAACGAUAGCGAAAGAAAAAAAUUAGAAGAUUUAGAGAGCUAUUACAGAAGAGCUGAAACCUGUAAAGUUUCAAAGCAGUGGUCAACAUUACAGGCUCUUGAAGCUCUUUACACACAAGUAAAAGAGUUAAUUGUUAAAUCUAAGAAAUUGAUGAGCAAUUCUAGCAGCAACGAAGAAAAGAUGGAUAUUGAAAAAGAUAAAGACACCCUUGAAAUUAUUGACUAUGAAAAAAAAUAAAAGGAAUUCAGCAGUAAAGUAACAAUUGAUGAAGUUGAUUAGCUUCUUGAAAGAAUGAAAAACUUAAACGAUAGAGUUAACUUUGAUUCUUAAAUAGAGUUCUUAGAAUUAUCUAAAAAGAGUUAAGAAAAAUACAUACAACUCAUUACAAGAUGCUACAAUGCUCACUGGAGUUAAAUGGAUAAUUUCCAAGAUACUCCUUCUGAAGAUUUGUUAUCAAUAAGAGCAUAAAUUCAAGAAAUUUCCAAAUUGGAAAAAAACAUUUUAGUAGCUCUUCCUAAAUUUGACAGCUACUUUAUGAAACUUCACUGGAGUAUUGAUUGUGCCUUCUUUUUAAGCUCUAGCUCAUCAAUUUAGAUGAAAAGAGAUUUAGAAGAGUGCAAAAAGUUGGUAAAUGCCUCAGCUGUAGUUAAGGAUAUAGAAAAUAGCAAGUUAUGCAAAAAAUUAAAUGAAUAACUCAAUGUAUUUUUAAAGUGUAAAGACGCAGUAGACCAGCUAAAGAAAGAUUCUAAAAAGAAAAAAGCUGAAGAAAGGGAGUCAUUAAUCAGUAUGUAGCAAUUCAAUGAAUUAGAAAAUGCUUUAAGAACAAUUACCAUAGAAGAAAGCUAAGCUUAGUUUAAGGAAGUUCAAAAAAUGAAGAGAAAGCUUGAAUAAAUUAUUGCAGAAUAUGAUUCAGCAACUCAAAAAAACGAAAAGUAGCCAAUAAAAUUCUGGAAAGAUUUGCUUGAAUAAUUCCACAAUAGCAAAAUCCCAGUAAAAUGCGAUGAAGAGUGCAUGCUUGAAGUCCUCAUCAAAAAUGCUGAAGAGAUGGAAUAAGUUUUAAAGGAGAAUAAAAAAUAAACAGGAAGUGCUAGCAAAAAAGGAAGUUCAAAUUAAUAACUAAGUUAAGAAAUUAUUGAACUUUUAGAAAGAUAUAGACUCUAAUAAGUAAAGAUUCCAGAAGCAGAGAAAUUAAUAGAAAAAUGGAAAAUAAAAGAAGAUGCCUUGAGCGUUAUUGAGAAAAAAGUUUAUUCUAAUGGUGAAGCAUUUAGUUUUUAGGAAAUCCUUGAUUUGUAGGUAAAAUUAAACUCACUCAAGUCUGAAUUCAAAGGAGAACGUGUGUAGAAAAUUGACCAAGAGUUAUAUUUGAAAAAAAUAUUGAUGCUCAAAUAGUACUGGGAUAACAAUUAAGAAAUCGAUUCUACAUAUGAGUAAAUGAAGGAAACCUUAGAAAAAAUUAAAUAAAAAUUCGAAGGUAGAACAGAAUCUCGUUUCAUGCAAGCAAUUAAAUUUAUUGAAGAUGUUAUUGAAUAGUGUGAACAAAGAAUUAAAAAAAUAGAAGAAAUCACCAAUCCUAAGGAAUUGGAGAUGAGUCUAAAGCAAAAAUUCAAACAAAACUAGCAGAGCUUAAAGUUUGUUAGGUAUGUUGACAUGACUCAAUAGAUUGUUGACAAGUUAGCAAGACUUAAAAUCGAAAUUGAUAAGCAAAAAUAAUAAGAAUCAGAGAAAAAGUAAAAGGAAAAGCAACUCGCUAAAGAAAAACAAUUAGAAGAACAACGUAAAUAAAAGGCUUAGAGUGAUGCUCGCCUUUCUAAGAAAAAAGAAAUUGAAGAUAAAAAACGUGAAAUGGAUGAUAAACAUAAAGAGAAAAUUGUCAAAGAAAAGAAGCAAAAUGAAAAAAUGAAAUAAAAUAUGAUCAGCGAUUUGUCUAAGGCUAUAAACGAAACAUGGAAAUCUUUAACUUUAUAAGAAUGUCUUCAAUAUGGAACUAGCAUGGUUGAUCGUUUAUAUUUGGAGAAUUCUAACUCCACUUCUGCCACUCUUGAUUCCGUAGUUGCAUUUGCUAAAUUAUUCUUAGAGAUGAAGAAACUCCCUAAUUUGUGUUAACAAGUCAAGAAGUUAAAAUUUGACUCUAAGGAACUAAAUAGACUUAUAAAGCUCCUUGCAGAUUCAAAAAAAUGUGGCAAAGAUUUACUCCUUAAGGAAGAAAAAAUGAUCGAAAUAAACAGAAAAAUCUGCGAAAACGAAGACAAUCUUAUUUUAGAUAUUAAACUCAAGAAGAAAGACGUCCCAUUAGAGUAAGGUCCUUAAAUUGAAGGAUCUGUCCCUACUAAGAAACUUAAAUCUGAAAACAUAGCUUUGAGUCUUUUGUUCAAUGAUAGAAUUCAUCCUAAAGAUAAGAAUGAAGAUUCUUCUUAUGUAAAUAUUGAUGAAAAUAAUUUAGUUAAGUAGUCUAUUGCAAAGAUUCGUUAAGAAAAGCUUUCAACAUUGAAACCCGGCACUAAAGUUUCAAAGCAAAAAUAAUUUGGAUAAAAAUUCUCUGACGAUGAAGAUGAUGGCUAAGAAGAUGGAUAAGAAUAUGUUCCUUUGAGAGAAGAAGACUUCUAAAGCUUAAACGAAUCUCUUCUCCUUUAACACAAUAAAUUAAUGAAAGAAAACUAAAAUAAAUUCUGGGAGUUUAACCCUGAUGAGGAGAAUUUAAGUCAAAGACAAGACGAAGCUCCUGAAAAUGCAAGUGUUGUCAGCUUAUUCAAAGGAUCAUUUGAAAUUCAAAUGCCUAAUAAUGAAUAACCUUUUGUUAUGAAUAAAAUUUACAUCUUAUCUUGUAACGAUGCUAAUGAAUGCCAAAAUAUGCCUGCUUACCCAAACAAAAAUUUCACUCUUAGCAUGAAGGGAGUAUUAGGUUUAAUCAAUUUCUCCUAAUAUUACAAUUAAUUAGCCCAAGAGACUAAGUUAAAUCCAGAAAGAAAAAUUCGUUUUGUUUCAGGCUGGUUUGAAAGUGAAAAUGCUGAAGAUCGUCCUAAACUCGAGAAUUAUGCUAACUAAUUGAAGCUUAAUAAACGUGUAGCUGUUGUUGAAUGGACUCCUGAGUGCAAAUUGUAUAUUCUUCACCGCGAUUAAUGGAACAUAAAGGGAAAUCAAGGAUUUGAAAUCAAAUUUAAGAGAAACUUUUUCCACUAAUCAAGUCAUCCUAAUGAUACACUUUUAUACAUCAUGAUCUUCAAAUAACACAAAUUAGUCAAUUAGAAUGAUUAUGAAACUCUCCGUCCAAUUCACAUGCAAAAGCGCUACUUGCCUUAACCUCCACAAAAUCACAUAGUAACUUCGCCUCCUGUAUCUGUUCUUCAUCCUGGCUAGAAUGAAAGUGGAAAGAAAUUACAAAAAAUCUUAAAUAACUACAAUCCUCCUGCUCCUUCAGCCAGCAAUAAUAAUAUUUUUAAAUAAAGCUUAUAAGCAUAAUCCGAUCUAGACAACAGCUUUUAGAGAGGAAAGAAAUCGUUCUAAAAAAUGUCCUUAGAAAGUCUCACAAGAAACAGCGAUUUUAUGACAGAAGAAGAAGAAAAGCAACGCUUAAAUGAAAAGUUAAUGGGAAUAAAAAAUCAAAUUGCUAACUUAGAAAAUAAAUUGAUCAACUAAACUAACCCAAAUAAUUAUUAAUAAAAUAAAAAAGUAGAACCUACUUUCCAACAUCAACAAAAUAAUAGUCUAAUCCCUCCUCAUUUAAAAAACUAGUAACAAUAGCAAUUGAAUUAAUCAAGCAGCUACUAAUAAUAAUAGUAACAACAACAACAGCAAUAAUAAUAAUAAUCUGUGCACUAACAAUAGCAACAGUUAUUACAAUCUAGAUACAACACAGCUCAAAAGCUUUAGAGCAAUUAUCCUAGAUCAGCACAAAGAAGUGGAGUUAACACACCCAAUUACUAUGAAUAAAAGUUUGGCUCAGUGCAUGAAAAUGCUCCCAAUUAUGGCAACUAGCAAUUAAAUUAAUCCUUCUAGCAAUAAAAUUACAACAAACCCACUUACUAGCGCACUCUCGAUUUUAACGGUAAAGCAAACGAGUCUAUGGAUGUUGAAGAUUACAAUAUGUCAUUUAGAGGUAGUCUUUUCAAUUCUUAAUAGUCUUAGUCUCAACAACCUAUUGUAUCUUAGCUAUAAUCUCAAUAGUAUUCAUAAUAAUAGAUGAAUCCCUCAUACAUGAAUAGCUAGCAAAGCUCUUAAGAAAACUUCUUUAGCAGACCAUCUUUCAAUGGUCCAAUUAAAGGAUUUAAAAGAACUCAUCACACUUCAAGACCAAUUCCUGCUAGAAUGAGCUAGAAGAGACCUAUGGAAAAUCUCUCACAAAACUCAGUCGAGGAAAAUUACUUCACCAAAUUAAUGGCUGGCUUAGAAGAAAUAAUUGCAGAGUAAAUAUAAAAGAAAGAAUAAAAGCAAAAUGACCAGCUUCUAAAUACUCUUAUUUAAUAGUCUCAAUAACAACAAUAAAUUAUUUAGCAAUUCUAAAAGUAAAAUAACACUCUAGCUGCUAAUUCUUAAAGCUAAAACAAUGCAAACAAUAUUGCCAACUAAUAAGGAGAGAAAAAGAAAAAGACAAGAAGAAGAACAAAAAAGAGAACAGCAAAUGUCGCAGGAUUAAAUAACUCACUUUCUGUUGACGAGAAUUCUAUGAUGUCUGAAGAAUCUCAAGAAUCUGUUUCUCGCUCUGUUCAAAACUCUUAACAAACUAGAAACAUCCAAGUCUAAAACACCUUCCAAGCACCAUAAGGAUUCAAGAACCAAGACAAUUACUACAACUAAAAGAAAGGCAUGAAGGUAUUCGAAAAGCAAACUCAAAAACUAACUAAUUAACAUGAACGUACUACUACUACUACUUUCGCUAUAGCAAACUCAUAAUAACCUCAUUUUACCAAUAAUAAUUAGACCUUGAAGCAGGAUAACAACAAUAAAAUGCAUCAAUAAAUUCAUCCUUUCAAAUAAGUGAACGCUAAUCACUAGAAAGAACAGGAUCAUCACCAAACCCAUCAACCCGCAACUACCAGCAGCAGUAGCACAACUUCAAUUAACGUCAGCAACAAGCCUCUUAACCAAACAAUCCCAAGCCUCAAUUACAGCAAUAGUAGCAUCACUACAGGAACUUCCUUCACCAACAACCAAGGUAGUAGUAGUAACUAGCUCACUAGCAACAGCAACAAUAACUAAGAAGCCCACAGCAAGCCAACAAUUAAGUUCACAACGAUAGGUCCAGCACCAACAAAUUAGCAACUCCCAGAGAGAGUUUAGAUAAACAACCUCAACAAUAAGUAGCCACUCCAAAGCAAUCAACCUCAAAAUUCACUUACAGCUCUCAACUCACUUCACUUGAUGAAGAAAAGCCAACAAUAAACAAGCAAUCAGUCAGCUUCAAAUAGCAUCCUACAAGCAGUGUAACCUCAAAAUCAAUAGUAGCCAAGUCUUAGUUAGAGUAGUCAAACUCUCUCAAUCAGUCAUUCGAGAGCUCAAAUGCUCCUUCAAGACAGUCAACCUCAAUUUAGUCAGGAACCAACAGCUACUUCUAACACAAAUACCCAAGAAACCCAUAAAAUUAUGGGAAUCAGGGAUAUCACUACUAGAAAAAUAGAUUCUAACACAAUGAAUAGCACCAAUACAAAUAACCAUAGACUACAUCCUAGCCUAGCUUUUAAAAACCAAUCUAAGGGUUCAGACAUGGAUUUGGAGCACCCUUUUAAUCAAAGGCAAUACCUUUCAAACAAUAACAUUAACAAUAGCAAUAGCCUCAAUAAUAACAAUCUAUAAACUAAUCCUUCUCAAGAGAGACAUCUGCUAACAGAUCUUUCUAAGAGUGGCAGGGUCAACCAAGAAAAAACCAACAAUUUCCUUUCACUUAGAGGAGAGAUCAAAGAGGGCAAUAAUAAUUCCAACAAUAACGAAAUUCCUCCCUAUCUGAAGGAAAAAUCAGUUAGGAACCCAACAUUCUAUCUCGCUAACAAGGAGACUAAACAAAACAAUUAGGAAAGCAGUUAACCCCCCAAGAAAAAUAGCUUCUCUUACAGUUCGGUAAGUUCACGUGAAGGAAGUCUAGAGAAAUAUCAAGAAAGACCUUUUGGAACUGAAAAAGAAAAUGCCAUUAGAAGGUUUUAUUGA